CCAGCACUCUCAGCAGUAUGAAGGUCUCUUGCCUCUGCCUUAGCUUCCUCUUGGCUGUCUGUGGGUUGCAUUGGACACCGACCACCGCCAACGAAAUCUUCCACUUUGGGUCAUGCGAGGUUUUGAUGAAUGUCAAUGAAAUCAGGACUGGCUUCGCAGCAAUUAAAGCAAACAUUCAAGCCAGAGACACCAUCAGAACCACCAGCAUUUUGUCAUUCCCAUAUUCGCUGCAUAGAGUCAAUUCGGGAGAUACAUGCUGCAUCAUUCACCACCUGCUGAAAUUCUAUGUGGACAUGGUCUUCAAACACUGCGAGACGGAGGAUUCGUGGGUCAACCGGAAAAUCAGCAGCAUAGCCAACUCUUUCCUCAGCAUCAAGAAGAGCUUCAGGCAUUGUCAUCAACAAAGUAUGUGCAGAUGCGGAGAGGAAGCAACACAGAAAUAUAAACAAAUUCUUACCAACUACGGCCAGCUGAAUGUCAAAAAUGCAGCAAUGAAAUCCCUAGGAGAGCUGGAUAGCCUGCUAGACUGGAUGGAGAAGGCUCAUUAGAGCAGAACAACGACCUGCCAGCAGCAUGUAGCUUUUAAAGGUGCUUGAAAACUGCUCUUAUGCAGUGAUGCAUUCAAAAUCAAGUCCUGAUUCAACGCUCUUUGGCAUUUUCUCAUUGGCUUCAAGGGGCGUUUCGUCACAACAUGAUUGUUGGGGUGGGUAGAUAGGUAGGUAGAUAGGUAUUUAGACCCAGGUGGCAUGUCCAUAUGCUGCAAGGGAGGAGCACAUUGAGACAUAUUGCCCCCAGGCUGAGACCCGCUACGUCUGCUCCUUGUUGACUCCCAACCCAAAGGUGCCUGUCUGUAGGCUCUGCAUCUCAGCUAAACUACUUCUGGUUUGGGACCUGAUGCAGGUGGAGUGGGCACGACAUCUCAGCAUGGUCCUGGCUUGCACCAUAUGGACCUGACCCUGGUGUCUUGCAUGAAGAACCAAACAUUUCAAGUUCACCUUCAGCUUUUCCAAUUAGCACAACUCUUACAGGGCUGAUAUGGCUUAAAAGACUUUCUCUGUUUUUAAGGGUAAUUGUUAACAUGGCCUCUUUAUCCCGAUAGCAGCCAGGUCCUGCUAUCUUACAUAUCUUCAGCGGAUUUGGGUGGGGGAAGGAGGAGGGGUGCUACUGUAGUCUGAUAUUUAAAAGCUACGGCUGAGUCGUGUACGAUGCCCGUGUGUGGUGUGCUGCAUGGGAAGCUGACAGAAGUGCAAAAUUUAGCAAGGUUAGUCUCUAGUUUUCCUGUAUUAAACCGCUAAAGAAUUGCUGUUUUCUCUGAAAAUAAUAGUCUCUGCUUUAGUGCAAUUAUGUUUUUCAGCAUGAGAAACUAUUCUCUAGGUACGAUAAUUUUUUGUCGAACAGAAAAAGAACCAUGUUCUUCUCGUAUGUAUUGUGUGACCCGCAAUGAUACUCAGUACGCAGAUACUGC
Gavialis gangeticus (Gharial) is the source of this 1465-nucleotide messenger RNA. Its product is annotated as interleukin-20-like. The coding region runs from base 18 to 548 and encodes 176 amino acids. NCBI's taxonomy places the organism in Eukaryota, Metazoa, Chordata, Crocodylia, Gavialidae. The record is from RefSeq and is a predicted model, not a curated record. The transcript is spliced from 5 exons.